AAAUCUUUCAUGGUUAUGUCGAUAAAAUAUCAACUGUAGUCUAUGGUCUCUAUUUAUUUGCUGCAUGGUUCCUUUAGCAAAGUCAGAGACCUACUUAACGGAAGUAUUGGAAAAUAUAUGUGAUAGAAUGAAUGAUUACCAACUGCAAGUGGAUCCUCAAACCCAAAAAAGGACAUUCAAGAGAUUUGCUCCUAGGAAAGAUGAGAAAAUCUAUGCAGAUUUUAAAAAAUUCUAUUUUUAUUCUGAUGCUUACAAACCUUUGAAAUUUGCGUGUGAAAGUAUUAUAGAAGAGUAUGAAGAUGAAAUUUUCUCACUUAUCGCCCAAGAGGCAGACUAUCUAGCUGACAAGCUGUGCAGUGAAAAAUCAGGUCUUUGUGAAGAAUCUGCUACUCACACUGAGCUAUAGCAUCGAUAAACUAUGAAUUUUACAGAGUGAAGUAAG
Terrapene triunguis (Three-toed box turtle) is the source of this 442-nucleotide messenger RNA. RefSeq names its product canopy FGF signaling regulator 1 (gene CNPY1). The transcript is spliced from 4 exons. The record is from RefSeq and is a predicted model, not a curated record. The coding region runs from base 65 to 406 and encodes 113 amino acids. Gene Ontology annotation, cellular component: endoplasmic reticulum. NCBI's taxonomy places the organism in Eukaryota, Metazoa, Chordata, Testudines, Emydidae.